Messenger RNA from Bursaphelenchus okinawaensis, 1958 nucleotides. The record is from the annotation of a GenBank genome assembly. NCBI's taxonomy places the organism in Eukaryota, Metazoa, Nematoda, Chromadorea, Rhabditida, Aphelenchoididae.
AUGAAUGGAAUAUUGUCUAAGAAAAAGUUUCUCGUCGGGGUGGUUUGUAAGUUCUUUUAAAAAUUUUUAAAAUUUUAAAAUUAGAAAUUGUUUUUCAGUUUUUAGGACUGGCGGGUAGAAAAAAACUUGGGCCAAGCCAUUUUUUAGUCGGGCUCUUAAAGACAAUGUGUACCUAAGCCUUAGAAAUUGUACAUAAGCCUAACAAGGUGUACCUAAGCCUAAAAGCUCUUUCCUAAGCAUAAAAAUAUGUACCUAAGCCUAAAAGUUUUUUUCUGGGCCUAAAAUGUGUAUCUAGGCCUAAAAAUGGGAACUUAAGCCUAGAAGUUCCUUCCAAAGUUUAAAAAUGUGUACCUAAGCCUAAAAGUCCCUUCUUAAGCUUAAAAUGCGUACCUAGACCUAAAAGUAACUAAGCCUAGAAUAUGUACCUAUGCUUAAAAUGUGUACCUUAAUUUAAAAACGUGUACCUAAGCCUAAAAGUUCCUUCUUAAACCUAAAAAUGUAAACCUAAGCCUAAAAAUGAAAAAUUGAGGCAAUCUUUGAAAUUUUUCAUCAAUUUACUUUCAUAUACAUUACAUAUUAUCAGUUAUCAUCACUCUAACCAUAUUACUAAUCCGAGACAAUAUAAACAACCAUGUAACUAUCUACAUGUUGAACUAUGUACCUCAACACUUAACCACUGAUGAGUUUGAAAAGUUGUUUCAAAUGAAAACGGUCAAGCUGAAGAUAGGUGAAACUCAACUUUCGUAUGAUAUGACUGUUCCUUAUGAUACGAACGAAUGUGACAAUGUGGAAAUGGUGGUUUAUGUUAUGACAAUGGUCGAUAAUUAUUCCUUUCGACGGCGACAGAAUAUUCGAGAGAUUAUCAGCAAAACGGUAGGGGUUUUUUUAAAAAUUUAAGCCUAAAAAUGUAUACUCAAGUCUAAGAGUUCUUUUCUAAGCCUAUAAAGGUGUACCUAAGCCUAAAAAUGUGCACUUAGGCCAAAAAAGAUUUAAAAAUCAAAUUAAAAAAAUUUUUAAUUUCCAGACAAACCGCACCGUGCUGUUCCGCUUCUUCUUAGGUCGUUCCGAAGACAUGAAUCUGCAAACGAUUGUUCCAGAAAUAAUGGCAUUCAAGGACAUUGUCUACUACACUCACAACGAGACUUACCGUGAAAACUAUGUCAAAUGGUACAGUAUGCAUGAUUACCAUAUGACAUACUGUCCGAAUGUAAAAUAUUUUGUGAAAAUGGACGAUGAUGUCACGGCUGAUUAUGGUCGAGUGUUUAGUUGGAUCGAUGAAGGUUUUAAUGGGUUAAUAGGUAACAAAAGUGAAUACUUUUUGUGUCAUGGCAUGUACAACUUUUGGCCUAUUCGGAAUAAACAUAGUCGGUGGUAAGCAAUUUGCUUUUUAUUUUUGGAAUUUUUAAAAAUUUGAUUUAUUAUGGCGUUAAAAAAGUUUUGUCGUUUUAUAGUAUGGGAAUCAACGUAAAUCGACGAAAAAACUUUUUUUUGCGUUAAUAAAUUUUUUUAUCAAAAAAUUUUAAAAAAUCUUAAGACUUUAAAAAAAAAUUUAUUUUCAUACCUAAACUUAUCUAAAUUUAUACCUAAACAUCCAAAAACCUUAUUUUAGGUACAUUCCAAUAGAAGAGUUCAGUGAAAACCGAUGGCCCGACUACUGUUUUGGCUACUUCAUUCUAACCACUAAUGACACAAUCAAAACCAUAACCAAAGCGAUGAGAAAUGUCAAUUUGGUACACAUGGACGACUGUUUCAUAACUGGUAUAGUACGGCGUGAGACGACGGUUCCUCUACUUAACUGGAGUGGCAUUUGUUCCAAUCCCAAUGAAAUUGACUACACCAAAUGCUCAAAGGAUAACACAAUACCAUGGCCUAUUGCUCUGCAUAAUACGAAGACUAAGAGCUUGGUGGAGAAGUGGCUUAACACUAUGCAUGAUAUAAAAUGUCCGUUACUUGAGUAA